AGGGAAAGAGAGAGAGAGAGAGACGGAGAGAGAGAUAGAGAGAGAGAGAGAGAGAGCUGAGCCUCCGGGAGCCUUGCUGAGCCGGUAGCGUCGCACAGGGUGGGACCUCCUCUGGGCGAAGGAUGCUAACCAGGAAGAGACCAGGAGACAGGAGGAGGAGAGAGGCCGGAGCCAGCGAAAGUUAGGGAGAGCCGGGAGGACAGCCGGGAAAAAAGAGCCCGGAAAAGAGCCAGGAGGUGAGCGGGGAGGACAGCCGGGAGGAGGGAGCGGUGGGAAAGGUGGUCCGGAGAAGGGAUCCCCUUCCCCUUGGCCCCCAGGGCGGGCCAGCGUCCUGCCGAGCAGCGGGCCGGAGGAGGCCUCGAACCCGGGCCCGGGGGAGUAGGAGACCCCCUCCCUGGCCAGCCCGGACCACCCGCUCUCCCGACAUAACGCGCUCAAGCAGCUCCCCCGCGGGGCCACUCGGACGCCGAGGACGACGCCGCGGUCUGAGUGGACCAGGACGGGCCGGACGGCUCUGCCCAGGGCGGCAUGCACGGCCCCAGCCGGAACGGGCAGGCCCACGGCCCCCGGCGGAAGCGCCGCAACCGCUUCGUCAAGAAGAACGGCCAGUGCAACGUGUACUUCGCCAACUUAAGCAACAAGUCCCAGAGGUACAUGGCAGACAUCUUCACCACCUGCGUGGACACGCGCUGGCGCUACAUGCUGAUGAUCUUCUCUGCGGCCUUCCUGGUCUCCUGGCUCUUCUUCGGCCUCCUCUUCUGGUGCAUCGCCUUCUUCCACGGGGACCUCGACGGGGGUCCAGGCCCGGGGUCGGCGGGGGGAAGCGAGAAGGGGGUAGGGGGGGCGGGGGUAGGGGGUGGGGGUCCCCCACCGCCCCCGGCCGUCAAACCCUGCAUCAUGCACGUCAAUGGCUUCCUGGGGGCCUUCCUCUUCUCCGUGGAGACGCAGACCACCAUCGGCUACGGCUUCCGCUGCGUGACCGAGGAGUGCCCCCUGGCCGUCAUGGCCGUGGUCGUCCAGUCCAUCGUGGGCUGCGUCAUCGACUCCUUCAUGAUCGGCACCAUCAUGGCCAAGAUGGCCCGGCCCAAGAAGCGGGCCCAGACCCUGCUGUUCAGUCACCACGCGGUCAUCUCUGUGCGCGACGGCAAGCUGUGCCUCAUGUGGCGAGUGGGCAACCUGCGAAAGAGCCAUAUCGUGGAGGCCCACGUGCGCGCCCAGCUCAUCAAGCCCUACAUGACGGAGGAGGGCGAGUACCUGCCCCUGGACCAGCGGGACCUCAACGUGGGCUACGACGUGGGGCUGGACCGCAUUUUCCUCGUGUCGCCCAUUGUCAUCGUGCACGAGAUCGACGAGGAGAGCCCCCUCUACGGCAUGGGCAAGGAGGAGCUGGAGGCCGAGGACUUCGAGAUCGUGGUCAUCCUGGAGGGCAUGGUGGAGGCCACGGCCAUGACCACCCAGGCCCGCAGCUCCUACCUGGCCAGCGAGAUCCUCUGGGGCCACCGCUUCGAGCCCGUGGUCUUCGAGGAGAAGAGCCACUACAAGGUGGACUACUCCCGCUUCCACAAGACCUACGAGGUGACCGGCACACCCUGCUGCUCGGCCCGGGAGCUCCAGGAGAGCAAGAUCACCGUCCUGCCCGCCCCGCCGCCGCCGCCCUCCAGUGCCUUCUGCUACGAGAACGAGCUGGCCCUGGUCAGCCAGGAGGAGGAGGAGGAGCUGGACGAGGAGGAGGAGGAGGAGGACGAGGAGGCGGCCACCGCGGCUCUGGGGCUGGACGGCGGCUCCAAGGAGGAGGGAGGCAUCAUCCGCAUGCUGGAGUUCGGCAGCCACCUGGAUCUGGAGCGGAUGCAGGCCACGCUCCCACUGGACAACAUCUCCUACCGCAGGGAGUCUGCCAUCUAGCCCCGCCCACGACACGACCACGUCCCCAGGUCACGCCCUCCCCAGACCACGGCCUCCCCAGACCACGGCCUCCCCAGGCCACGGCUUCCCCAGGCCAUGGCCUCUCCGGCCAAGCCCCUCCUAGAACCCCUUGCGGAGCAGGGGAAGAGAUGGGAGUCAAGGUGACAAACGCUGGUCGGUCCUCCUCUUCCUCCUCCUCUGGUAUCUUCUGCCUCAGUUUACCCCACGGGGGCCGGGCAGACUCCGGGAGGGGCCAGCUAGCCUCCGGGGAGCUUCAGGGACUGGCAGCGGCUGCCACCUUCCUUCCCGACCUGCCCAGGGAUCUGCCCAGAGCCCUACCUGGGGAUCUGCUCCAGGAUCUGCCCAGUGCCCUGCCCGGAGCUCUACCUGGGGAUCUGCCCCAGGACCUGCUUGGGGAUCUGCCCGGAGAUCUGCCCGGGGCUCUGCCCAGGGACCUGCCCGGGCCCGAUGACAGGAGCUUAGGGGAUGGAGAGGGCAACCAGGCUCGGUGUGGAGGGUGGGGCCCGCGGGGAAGGCCAGCUGGAUGAUUGGGAUGCCCAGGGAUGAGGGUGGGGGGCGAGUUUCUCUUGCAUGUUUUCGGCCUGUGGCAAACGACUUUCUUUUGUACAUAUGGUACGUUUAAAAAAAGAGAGAGGUUGAGAAACUAAAUCCAUGUUCUUCCAUUCCACACGCUGGACGAGGAGACGAAGCCGUGGACCGCGCCCCUCCCACCGGGCCCCCCCCAGGCAGAAGGCCCCAGAGCCUCCCCCCAUGCCCAUUGGCCCAAAUCGCCCCAGCCCCACGUCCCCUGACCCCCGGCUCCCCCUGCCCUCCCAGAUGAGGGGGGCUCAGGUGGACCCCACCCAAGGAGGGACUGUGGUGAGCUCCCCUCUGCACCAACUCCUUGACCCUGUGCACAGCUGUACAAUGGAAUUUGUAAUUAUUUAUUUUUAAUAAAGUAUACGAACUGUGGGGCAGUCUGGAAAAACAA
Messenger RNA from Ornithorhynchus anatinus (platypus), 2893 nucleotides. RefSeq names its product potassium inwardly rectifying channel subfamily J member 4 (gene KCNJ4). The transcript is spliced from 2 exons. The record is from RefSeq and is a predicted model, not a curated record. Gene Ontology annotation, molecular function: inward rectifier potassium channel activity. Gene Ontology annotation, biological process: regulation of monoatomic ion transmembrane transport; potassium ion import across plasma membrane. Bases 529 to 1902 code for a protein of 457 amino acids. NCBI's taxonomy places the organism in Eukaryota, Metazoa, Chordata, Mammalia, Monotremata, Ornithorhynchidae. Gene Ontology annotation, cellular component: plasma membrane.